UGACGUGCGGGCCCUCGCGACAGACUGACGAAGAAAGAGGAGGCAGGCGACUAGACAGUACAGAGAAGCGAAAGGUGGAGGAGGAGGAGGAGGAGGAGGAGGAGGAGGGUGGAGGGGGGAGGGAGGAGGUAGGAGGGAGGAAGGAGGAGGAUGGAUAGGACGAACUGGCCACAACCUCUGCCUCGAGUGCCGCUAAGACAUCCAUCACAGCGAGCUCAGGCGGCGGACGAUCCGCCACGUAGACCUGGUCCAUGGCCUCCGCGGGAAUCACCUCCUAUUAGAGCCUCGCUUGACCCUGCUCAGAUGGGAAGGCGUCCUGGAUCGUGGCCGCAUCGAGGUCGCCGUCCGGAUAAUGCCGUGGUGGUAGACAUUCCCAUCACUCCAAUGUCGACGAAGUCUAUGUCCGUCAGCAGAACUCCUCCUAGUUUGGCGACAUCCAGCCCAAGUGGGAGCGGGGAGAUGGCCGUUGUCCCUGACUUCCCUCUCCCUCCUCCUGGUUCUGGUGCUGGAACUCCUCGUGUAGGGAGCGCUAUGACUCUCGGUGGUUUGGGCACUGCCGAUUCUAUGGCCGCUCACUCGCCUUUCUCUCCCAGAGAAAGUGCCGCCGAGUCUAACACUCCGCCCCCCAUCGAGCGUCUCAACCCUUCCUCUUCUAGGGAUGUCGCCACUCCCUCUAGCUCCCCGUCGGGUGCUCGGGCGCUGCCAGCGGAGAAACUCAGUCCGAGCCGUGAUGCCGUAGUGGAUGACCGGCGCAUUACUAUCGCGGUGGAGGACAGGAGCCGCGCGGUGGGGACGACGCCCAUGCCGGCAUAUCAGAUGUCGCCGUACGAUGGUCGGGGGGCCGGCGGCGACGGUGGCGGCGACGGAGGCGGCGGCGGGAUUGGAGGCGAGGUCACGACCCCGACAGAUGAAGGGAUGAGAGGCGGCGUGGGGAUGAAUAGCAGGGCGCGGAAGAUGAUGAUGAUGGAAGCCCUGAUGAGGAAGCCGCCGUCCGCCGGGCAGCGGCCGUUUGUAGCGGCGGGUGAGGGCGAGCGGUACCCUGCUGCUUCUGCCCCCCCCCCCCAUUCUCACGUCGCCCCGAAUCAGGUAGCGCUGCGUAGCGAUGGCGAGGAUUAUUUCGACGAUGAUUACCAGGGUCACAUAUACGGGAGCGACAGCUUCGAGGCGGAGUCUCCGCACGAUGCCAGCGGGGUCCCUGGCCGCGGGCGCGCGUCCAAUGCGCCGCCCACCGCCUCGGGGGCGAGCCUGGGCGGCAGCGUACCAGAAGAGGGAGCGGGGGCAGGAGCGGGUGCUGGGGCCGGUAGCGCAGUAGCAGCACCCGGUCAGGGCAAGCCUGAGGGGCAAAUGUCGCUCAUGCUGACGGACACGAAGCCAGUGCUCGCAUGUUUCUGGUACGGCAUCCAGCACUUCGUCUCGCUGUUCGUCUCCCUGGUUCUCUUGCCGCACAUUGUCGUUCCGGCCAUGGGCGGCGACGAGAAGGACCUAGCUAAGGUGAUUUCCACCACCCUUCUGGUGACGGGUAUCUCGACGCUUUUGCAGACUACGCUGGGAUCGCGCUUGCCCCUCGUUCAGGGCAUGUCCUUCGCCUAUCUGAUGCCGAUUCUGUUGGUGGCGGCGCACCAUGAAAAGAAAUCCGGUGCAGAAGGCAAGCUCUUCGAAGAGACGAUGAGAGCCGUUCAAGGCGGAGUGAUUGCGUCGUCCGUCGUGCAGAUGAUUCUAGGAGCCACUGGCCUGUUGUCUCUCCUGCUACGCUUCAUCUCGCCGGUCGUGGUGUCUGCCACCAUGGCGACCAUUGGACUCACCUUCGUCGGGAAAACUCUCUCGAAGGCUUUCCCGGGCUUACUUCCUCCCUCCCCUACAGAGUUGCCUGACUCCUCUCCCGAGCUCGAAAGGUUCAGGUACGGUUUUCCCGCCGCCACCGCCUGCUCCGAGGUCGGUCUAGUCCAAAUAGGUGUUGUUCUCAUCUUUAUGCUUUAUCUGAGGAAGGUCGAACUUGCAGGCAGUCGCGUCUUUCGGAUCUACGCGAUGCCUUUCGGUCUCGUGAUCGUUUGGGUGUAUGCCAUGGUACUCACCCUACUUGGGACGUACGAUUACAAUUGCGACGACGGAAAGUGCUCUAACGAACAGAGGUUGAGGAAAUCCUACUGCGGCACGAGCAACUCUACCACCCUCGAUUCUGUCAAAUGGAUUGACGCGCCUUAUCCUUGGCAGUGGGGCACUCCCACAUUUCAUCCUUAUAACAUCUUCAUGAUGCUAGCAGGCACUCUCGUCUCGAUUCUCGAUUCCGUCUCGUCUUACUACGCCUCCUCGCGUCUCUCCUCCACCCAUGCUCCUCCUCGGGGCGUAGUUAGUCGUGGCAUCCUAGUGGAAGGCUUUUGCACCCUCCUCGCCGGGCUCUUUGGCACAGGCGCGGGAUCAACCACUCUCGCCGAAAACGUUUACAUCAUGGGGGCCUCCCGAGUCGGCAGUCGUCAUGCUGUGGAGUUCGGUGCCGGUGUCCUUGUCAUCAUCUCCUUCUGUGGCAAGGUCGGCGGCCUCAUGGCCAUCAUUCCUAAGCCUAUCGUUGGCGGCCUUCUCUGCAUUGCCUUUGUCCAGGUCAUCUCUUUCGCUCUCCUCAACCUGAAGUUCGUCAACGUUAGCAAUCCUAAGAACAUGACCGUUAUGGCUCUAGCUCUGUACGCAGGUUUCGCCAUUCCUCAGUGGGUCACGCAGACCUCCUCUCAGGGCUCUCAGUAUGAUCGGCCAAUCCAACUCGAGUCCUCUGCCAUCAGCUCCGUCAUGAAUGCCUACUUGGGUAUGCCAAUGCUGGUCGCACUGUCGGCUGCCCUGCUUCUGGACAACACUGUUCCAGGCUCCAAAGAUGACCGCGGUGUGUACCAGUGGGCUCACCGACACGAAUCAAAGGAGGUCAUGGACUCGCUGUGUGACGAGUAUGCGCUUCCCUUCGGCUUAGGUAGAUACUUUCAGUGGGCGAGGUGUACCGGCAUGUGACCGCCGAGAACCUACCUCUGGCGCCCUCUUUACUUAGUGUAUUAGAUUUGUAAUCUAUGUCGUUCGUUGCCCUAUCUCUUCUUCCUCUGCGGAUGUCAAGGUGGACAAUCGGGGGGGGGGGGAGCAACGAGGUAGCAGGAAGAAAUGAGAGGAGGAGGAUGCGGAAGGCGGGAGAGGAGAAAGACAGGUCUUGAGGAGGACGAUGGUUGAUAGCCACAAAUGUAGCUUUCACUCGUGCCUGCUCUAGAGACAGCCGAUAACCUACCUACCUACCUCUCUCUAUUGCCCUCUUUACUUAUUAGACUUUUAACCUAUUUCGUUGUCCUUCCUCUGCUGAUGGAUGUCAAGGUGGAUGAUCGUGGGCAAUGAGGUACCAGGAAGCACUGAGAGGAGGAGGAUACGGAAAGGGCAGAGGAGAAAGACAGGCCUUGAGGAAGACGAUGAUUGAUAACCAUAAAUGUAGCUCACAAGACUCCAAUUUGUUUCUCUGGUACGCACACAGUUAGGACACUCGACCUUCUUUCUCAAGCAGCAAAGCUGUGCAGCCGUGUGGGGUAUGGUGCCUAGUGGUUUUGUUGACAGAGCAGGGAAUGCAAGUAGGGAGAGGUGAGCGAGCAUCCCUGCCGCUCCUUGUAGCAAUUCACCAUGUGGUUCGUGAUGGCAGUAAUCUCUCUGGGUCGUCGUGCUCACGGCGACGAGGGGCGACGUUGGAUUUAAUCUGUCUGUCCACCUUGUCCACAACCUGUUUUCUCAUGUAGCAGUUCCGCGGACCUGUCACGUCGGAAACCCAUUGUGAUUGCGCUCUGAGAGAGGGGAUAGUAGAGAGGAGAGGAGAGGAGAGGAGGGGAAAUGGCAGAGGAGAGGAGAGGAGGGGAAAUGGCACUAUGAAUAUGCUUGCAACGGGAGGGAGAGGUUGCAGGGGGAAAGGGACCUACGAUAGUGGAGAGGGAAGAAGGAUAAGAAGGAAUGUAGAGAGGGAGAUUGCGUUCCAGCUGCGUUCGAGAUGGUCUAGGAGGAGAGGAAAUGGGGAGGAGCUCAGCAGAGGGGAGGGGUCUACAUGCGUGAAAGGGCAGGUGUCCAGCGCGCUACCAAAGCAUGGAAACUCUCUCUCUCUCACUCUCUCUCUCUCUCUCUCUCUCCCUCGCUCGUUCUCUCUCUCUCGCUCGCUCUCUCACUCUCUCUUUCUCCUCGCUCUCUCUAUCUAUGGCGCUGUGAUUGUUCUGCCUGUUUUUCGUUGUCGGGCGGCUUGCAUUGAUAACUAUGAGUGUCGACUCAUUUCUUUUUGUUCUUUUUGUUUUAUUUCUUCUUCCUGGAGGCUAGAACGAGCUCGAGGAGUUACGAUUCGUUUUCAUUUUUCCUGUUUCAAUGUUGAUAAGUGGCGUUCCUAACGGAACGGCGAGAGUGGCGUUCAUAACGGAACGGCGAGAGUGGCGUUCCUAACGGAACGGCGAGAGUGGCGUUCCUAACGGAACGGAGGUCAAAUUCCUCCUAAGAAUAAAUAAUGCGCAUUUAUCGCGUGAAGAAAGACGGCGGCGAGAGUGGCGUUCCUAACGGAACGGAUUGAGAAAAAUUAGGGCGUUCUCUCCUCUCCUUCCUCGCGUAUUCGCGCACAGCGGUUGCCCGGCGCCUCGUCCUCUCUCUCUCUCUUUCUCCUUGCUUUCCUUUCUCUCUCUUCCCUUUGUCUCUCCCGCCCUCCGCCCCUUGCCCCCCCUUCUCUCUUUUCUCUCUCUUCUGCUUCCUUGUGCACCUCUGCGUAUUCUUCAUCCGGCUUCUCUUCUCUAGCUACCUCUCGCUCAAGCCUUUCUAUGCUGUUGAGAAGCCUACCUUGCACUUGUCGAAAUGUUGUGUUGUCUGCCCAUCAGGCUCCAGCUGCCACUGAUUGCUCUCGUACCACGCGACCUUCCCCGGCUGUCUGUCGCAUCGAGCAGACACGGGAGAGCCCUUGGAAGCACAUUUUUUUCAGGCUACUUCAGUCUGUUCUCUUCACAUCUUCAGAUUGGCCGGCUAGCCGGCGACAGAGCGAUGAAGUUUCUGGCCAUCUAAUCCUGCAGCCUGGAGUCCUGGACUUACAAUGCCUGAUGCCUGUCCUGGAAAGCACUUGCUAUUCUUCCUCUUCCUGUUCCCCUGCUGAUUUCUUGUCUAAACGGCCUCUACGAAUGACCGAGUCCUUGUGGCAGGCGGGUGCGGAUUAACACCCUCCCCAUGUCUCAGUGAAUCAGCAUGUUGCAAUCACCACCUUGUUCUCUGUCUGUCUGUCUGUCUCUCUCUCGCGCGCGCACAACUCUCCUACGGCGUUUUCUGUCAAUGGAGAAGCCGCUCAGUUCAGGAGUGGAGAUCCCGGCAAGUCUCCUCUCCCUCCCCCCCCCCUCUCUCUCCUCAAGUAAUCGAGUUGCUGGAUUUCUGGCGCCCUCAGCCAGCACCUCUUCGGUAUUUAAGCAUUGGCUCCUGGAAGCAGCCGAGUUUAGAGGGUGCGUGCACGGGGGAAAGUAGUGGGUGAAUGUGUAGGAGCGGGUGUGGGUGAAAUGUGGAUUUGGUUCGCGUUGGGUCUGAACUAGCUAGCCUGGCGUUUUGUGUCUGUUUAUCGUUCACUGAUUUAUCAUUAGUUGAUAGGGUGUUGUGUUUGUUUUGGAUUAAUUAGUCUUCCGACCUGUAUUUCUUUCACUCCCUGCUCGGCAGCCACCGUCGGAUAAGGGGUUCAAUAACUCGUUAUAGCGCAGAGGAGGGAUUGUUGGCGGGGCGAAUGUUAGUGAUGGAGAGGACGCACCGGGCUCCACGCGUCUUUUUCCACGAUGAAAGGAAAGAUUGUUCUGUGCAUAUGUAGACGAGCAUGUGGUUCAUUUGUAAGGCUAGUGAGUUUAUGACCACAUGCAAAGGUUGUCUCUAGACGAUAGCGGCGCGUAGGACUCUUCAACGAAUUUUGUACAAAGGCACAGAGAUGGAAAGACGAGCGGACAGACGGAAUGACAACUGAAACGCUUACGGACGGAAGGGCUGCAGGGAAGAGGAACAAAGUGCCAGGAGUGUG
Chara braunii is the source of this 6016-nucleotide messenger RNA. Lineage: Eukaryota; Viridiplantae; Streptophyta; Charophyceae; Charales; Characeae. The record is from the annotation of a GenBank genome assembly.